This is a messenger RNA of Anneissia japonica, 2190 nucleotides long. RefSeq lists its product as uncharacterized. NCBI's taxonomy places the organism in Eukaryota, Metazoa, Echinodermata, Crinoidea, Comatulida, Comatulidae. Bases 154 to 1281 code for a protein of 375 amino acids. The transcript is spliced from 2 exons. The record is from RefSeq and is a predicted model, not a curated record.
UUCCUGCCCCUAUGAGGUGUAACCUGUGCAUGGAAGCUUUCACAUAAAUUGUGAUCUGAAAUUCUUUUGAAGACCAUCUUCCAGGUGGAGAAGAUACUACAUACAAUACACAUUCAAGAUAAUUGACCACUUUGAUUGCUUAAAAAACUAAAAAUGUCUGGAAAAAGUGUGUUAUCAUCUAUUAUAAUACUAGCUACCACUCUGCAAGUAAUGUCGUACAGUGUAAAAGUUUCUCCAGAAUACAUUACUGUCGAUGUUGGUACUGAUGCAGUUACAUUUACCUGUACAAUAAAAUUGGGGCUAUUUGAAAUAACGAGUGAAAAUACGAUGAUAAUAUGGUGGAAAGAGAAUGCCCGCAUCGCAAACAAUGACAUGGUAUUGGGUAAUUCUUCAAAGUACAGUGUUAAUGGAGUAUCAUCUUCAGAGAAUAACUACAUGCAAAGUUUACAAGUUAAUGACAUUGAAGAAACUGACCAUGGCAUAUACACAUGUACUUUACUUUUUCCUACAAAACCACCUGACAAUAUAAAACUGUCUACACUUAUUAUAAGGAACCUUAUUCCUCAACCUUUCUGCUCAACCACUUCAGGUGAACCUGGACGACAGAUAGUCUGCACAAGUUCACCAAGUGAUCCCCAAAUAACCUUGACCUGGAUUGAUAAUACUGGUGGUCGUGUCUUGACAUCCCAAGCACAGUUAACAUUUAAUGAAACGUUAUUAUUGUCAUACACAAUUUCUAUUGAAUCAAGCAAUCAGUGGUUCACAUGUAGAGCCACCAGUACAAGAUCAACAGACACAAAGGAAUGUGUCAUUGGCUAUCAGACUUCAAUGACAACAAGUAAAUUGACCUCUUCUGGCAUUUCACAAUCUAAAGGAACUCAUGGUAUUCCUACAACCAUCAGCAUUUCUAGCAUUUCACAAUCUACUGAAGAAAGACAUGAUAUUGCCACAACCAUCAGCCAAGAUCAGCUGUCAGAAAAAGAAAAUCUUUCUUCUGGCCAGAACAAUAAUACAGUUAUUGCUAUAUUGUCGAUUAUUGGAGCUGUAGGUAUAUUGGUUAGUGUGGUAUUAUCCUGUUACAUAUUCACUACUUCUAGAAAAAACAACGGAAAUGGAAAUGUAGAUAGAGAUAGAAAUAGAAAUGAAAAUGGAAAUGGAAACGAAAAUGAAUCUGAAAACAAUGAAGAUGAUGGUUAUGAAAACCCAAUUCAAGUUACAGAUGGUGAAUAUAUGGAUCCAGUUGCAAACAUUCCAAAUCAUUAUCAGCUCCUGAAUAUAUAAUUUUGAGUAAGAUUUGUAUUUUAAGAUUUAAUUUGUUUAAAGUCUACUUCAUUCUUUCUUAAGGUUCUAGUAUUAUGAAUAAUAAAAUAAUUAAUAACAAUAAAAUACACAUUACAGAGAUAACAAAAUUUUUUUUGUACUUGAACAUCAUAAAAUUUGGUAUAAUAUUUUUGAAUCUUGUAAAUAUACCUAAUGUCAAAUUAUAAGGAGCAAUUUACACAAUGAGAGGAUUAGUAGGUAGGCCAAAACUUUGUCCUGAAGAAGGGGACCAAGGAGCAAAGCCCCCACCCCCACCCCGUAAACAAUUUAGAGUCGUAAACAAAGAAUAAAAAAUAUACUACUUCCAAUAAAGUUUUAUAUUCACACAUCUACAGACCCGUAUCAUAGAACUUACUAAUUGGUAUGCAAAUGCUGCCUUCUUGGGGUUAACAACUGGUAGCAUCUCUGGCUGCAUCACACUUGUUUUCCAAGGAGAUGGCAAGAUGGAGUUUCUGCUGGCUACAGUGCUCAUAGAUGACUGAAUCGUAGUAGUUUUCCAUCUUAAUACAUGUAAACAGACAAACAUUAUAAUAUAUGUCUGAAUAUUUUUUUAAAUUUUCCAAACUUUUAUAAAGAAUAAUAUGAUUAAAGUUUGUAUUGUAUCUUCUAAUCUAAUCUAAUCAUUCGUAUAGUGUCUUUCUUUACAGAUAUGAAUCGCUGUAAGUUUUUCCCUAGUCAUUAGGUCCACAUGCUCAUGUUGUGUUGCUGCCAGUGGUGCAAGGCAACCCCACCACAUACCCAUUUAUACUCCUGGUGGAGAAAAGCAACGUAAAAAGUGCCUUGCUCAAGGACAAGCGAAAUGCACAGUAAGGUAUUGAACAUCUCGAGGUUGAGAAACGAAACCGUUUCCUGCUGUGCCAAUUAAACUGC